Molecule: messenger RNA, 1026 nt
Organism: Penicillium malachiteum
Lineage: Eukaryota; Fungi; Ascomycota; Eurotiomycetes; Eurotiales; Aspergillaceae
Exons: 5
Coding region: 1-1026 (341 amino acids)
Source: RefSeq, a predicted model, not a curated record
AUGUCUUCACUCCAGGCUCGUGAGACCUAUUCAGUCGGGAGUCGUGGACAUGCUGCCGAGAUCGGUAUGUAUGUGGUCACAGCUUUAUCCACAGUUGUGGUUCUUGUUCGAUUAUACGCUAGAGGGGUCUUGAUUCGAGAACUGGGGUAUGAUGACUAUAUUAUUGUGAUCGCACAGUUGAUUGCCUGGGCAGACAUGGCAUUUUCAAUUCAGACCGUCCGUUAUGGUGCCGGUGAGCAUCUCACGGACUUAAUGGAGAACCCCGAGAAGAUGGUCUCGAUGUAUAAGUGGCUUGUCACAGCGCAGAUGAUCUACUUUACAACUCUCUGGAUCUGUCGAGUAUCCGGUCUGGCAUUCUAUAGCCGUCUCAACCAAAUGCCCCAGUUUCAAAUGUGGAUGCGCAUUUCAUUUGGCUUUGUGACUGCAGUAUGGAUCACCCAGUCUCUUAUCAUUGGUCUUCAGUGUAUUCCUCUGCGAUUCACUUUGAGACCAAAGCAUCAAGGGAAACUGCAUGAGUUCUACCGACGUUUUCAUCUCAACAUCCGUUCUUACAAUCUUAAUAUGGCCAGGAAGAUCAGUUUACUAUUCGUCUUCUGUUUCGGUGUCUUUUCUAUUGUUACCUCAAUUCUCCGCAUGGUCUCCAUGGUCGACGCCCUACACCACGCCUCCGACAUCACCUGGUACUUCUCCGUGGUGAUGGCCUGGAGUACCGCAGAAAUCUCCGCUAUUAUAGUCGCUCUCUCACUACCUUCCCUCCGAGGCAUGUUCGGCUUCCUUCGAAACAAAUCCCGUUCAACAAAUAAAAGUACAUCCCGUGGUACUGCUUCGAUUGGCCUCGGCUCUGUUCCUCGAGUAUCGAAGAAUCGAAUCUACGACGGAAACAGUCACCAGACAAGUGUCGAUAUUGAUGCUGUGAGGAGUAGCAGUCAAGAGGCUUUGUGGGAUAUGAAAGAUCCGCAAAAUAUUCGGAUUGUGGAUACUGUUCAUAUGGAUAUUGAUGAGCUUCGUCCGGAUCAGCGGGAUUGA